Acanthosepion pharaonis is the source of this 1779-nucleotide messenger RNA. NCBI's taxonomy places the organism in Eukaryota, Metazoa, Mollusca, Cephalopoda, Sepiida, Sepiidae. The record is from the annotation of a GenBank genome assembly.
AUGUUCCCAAGCAUACGUCUCAAGAGACUCAAAGACAUUCUAAUUUAUUUUCUUUUUCAUUCUUCUUUAUUUUUUCUUUCUUUUUAUCUAAUUCACUCUUUUCUCUUUCUUUUCCUUUUAUUCUACAUUUCUUUUUUAUUUUUAUUCACUCUUUUUUCUUUUAACAUUUUAUUCACCAUUUUCUUUUUCUUUGUUCUCAUUUUAUUUACUUUUCUUUUUCUUCCGUUCACUCUUUUUCUUUCCUUUUUAUUUCACUUUUUCUUUUAUUCACUUUAUUUUUUCAUUUUAUUCAUUCUUUUACCCACCUUUUCUUUUUUUUUUAUUUCCUUUCUUUUCAUUAUCUCACCAUUUUCCUUUCUCUGUUAUCCUUCUUUUAUUUCCCUUUCAUUCCUUUCUUUCACUCUAACCAUCUUACAAGCAUCUAAUUCUUGUCUUUACUUCAGCUUCCUUUUUUUUCAUUCAUAUGUUUAUUUUCCGUGCACUCUUUUCUUUCUCUUUUACACAAUUUGCAAUUUUCUUUAUUUUUCUAAUCGUUUUACUUUCUUUCUCUUUCCUCAAAAUCACUAUACUUUCUUCCUCUUUCCUCAAAACAUUAUGCUUUCUUCCUCUUUUCUCAAAAUCAUUAUGCUUCCUUCCUCUUUCCUCAAAAUCAUUAUGCUUCCUUCCUCUUUCCUCAAAAUCAUUAUGCUUUCUUUCUCUUUCCUCAAAACAUUAUGCUUUCUUCCUCUUUCCUCAAAAUCAUUAUGCUUUCUUACUCUUUCCUCAAAAUCAUUAUACCUUCUUCCUCUUUCCUCAAAAUCAUUAUACUUUCUUCCUCUUUCCUCAAAAUCACUAUACUUUCUUUCUCUUUCCUCAAAAUCACUAUACUUUCUUUCUCUUUCCUCAAAACAUUAUGCUUUCUUCCUCUUUCCUCAAAAUUAUUAUGCUUUCUUCCUCUUUCCUCAAAAUCAUUAUACUUUCUUUCUCUUUCCUCAAAAUCAUUAUACUUUCUUACUCUUUCCUCAAAAUCAUUAUACCUUCUUCCUCUUUCCUCAAAAUCACUAUACUUUCUUCCUCUUUCCUCAAAAUCAUUAUACUUUCUUUCUCUUUCCUCAAAAUCAUUAUACUUUCUUCCUCUUUCCUCAAAAUCACUAUACUUUCUUUCUCUUUCCUCAAAACAUUAUGCUUUCUUCCUCUUUCCUCAAAAUCACUAUGCUUUCUUUCUCUUUCCUCAAAAUCACUAUGCUUUCUUUCUCUUUCCUCAAAAUCAUUAUACUUUCUUCCUCUUUUCUCAAAAUCAUUAUACUUUCUUCCUCUUUCCUCAAGAUCAUUAUACUUUCUUCCUCUUUCCUCAAAAUCACUAUACUUUCUUCCUCUUUCCUCAAAAUCACUAUACUUUCUUCCUCUUUCCUCAAAAUCAUUAUACUUUCUUCCUCUUUCCUCAAAAUCACUAUACUUUCUUUCUCUUUCCUCAAAAUCACUAUACUUUCUUUCUCUUUCCUCAAAACAUUAUGCUUUCUUCCUCUUUCCUCAAAAUUAUUAUGCUUUCUUCCUCUUUCCUCAAAAUUAUUAUGCUUUCUUCCUCUUUCCUCAAAAUUAUUAUGCUUUCUUCCUCUUUCCUCAAAAUCAUUAUGCUUUCUUCCUCUUUCCUCAAACCUCUAUUUUUCUUUUAUCUGUUUCUGUUAUUUCCCUUACAAGAUUUUCCUCAUAAUUUUUUUCUUUCAUUAUGACACUCUUUCUUUUUCUCUUUUUAUUGUUCUCUUCUUUUUUAAUCUCUUUUCUAAUUUUUAUUUUUUAUAA